AUGUCUCGUUCUCUGGAAGCAUUGGCCCGCUGGGCUCUUCCUCUCGGCAUCUUGGCAUCUGGUGCUCAAGCUAGCAUGUACAAUGUUGAAGGCGGCCAUAGAGCUGUUAUUUUUGAUCGUGUACGAGGUGUUAUGCCAACUCCCAUUGGUGAAGGUACUCAUUUCCUUAUUCCAUGGCUGCAGCGAGCAAUCAUGUUUGAAGUUCGCACAAAACCACGAACCAUCUCCACCACCACCGGAUCAAAAGACAUGCAAACUAUUUCUCUGUCACUUCGAGUUUUACAUCGUCCUGAAUACUCUCGUUUGAAUAUCAUAUAUCAAAACUUGGGAAUGGAUUAUGACGAAAGAGUUUUACCUUCUAUUGGAAACGAAGUUCUCAAGGCAAUUGUUGCCCAGUUUGAUGCUGGCGAGCUGAUUACCCAGCGAGAAAUUGUGUCUGGCCGAAUUCGUGACGAAUUGUGCAAGCGUGCCAACGAGUUCAACAUCAUUCUUGAGGAUGUUUCAAUUACACAUUUGACUUUUGGAAAAGACUUUACUGAUGCGGUUGAGCAAAAGGUGAUUGCUCAACAGGAGGCAGAGCGUGCACGAUUUGUGGUUGAAAAGGCAGAACAAGAGAAAAUGGCUGGCAUCAUUCGUGCAGAAGGUGAAUCGCAUGCUGCUAAAUUGGUGUCUGAAGCUUACAAAAAAAGUGGUCAGGCUCAUUUGGAACUGCGACGUAUCGAGGCUUCCAAGGAAAUUGCUGCUACCCUCUCUAGUUCAAAAAAUGUCACCUAUCUGCCUUCCUCCAGGUCUGGCAACACCAACAUGCUUCUUAAAAUUGAUUAAAAAUGAAACUGCUACGAUAUUCAUAUGC
Messenger RNA from Batrachochytrium dendrobatidis JAM81, 853 nucleotides. Its product is annotated as prohibitin subunit PHB1. The transcript has 5 exons. Bases 1 to 825 code for a protein of 274 amino acids. Gene Ontology annotation, biological process: mitochondrion organization. The record is from RefSeq and is a predicted model, not a curated record. Gene Ontology annotation, cellular component: membrane; mitochondrion. NCBI's taxonomy places the organism in Eukaryota, Fungi, Chytridiomycota, Chytridiomycetes, Rhizophydiales.